AUUAAAAAAGCUAAAAACUCACCUUUAUGCAGAAUCCCGAGCCAAACUACCCGCCAAUGUGGCCCAGCCAGGAAGGUCAUAUGCCGCCACAUCCUUCGAUUGUUUAUCCUGAUUUAAUCGCAGGCUUUCAAUGUGGACCUGAAUUAGCAAUUUGGCCUCGUACUCAAGUCAAUGGUUUCGUCGCCAAUCGCAUGAAUUCUCCUCGCAACGGGAAUAUUGCUCCAAAUCCGUCGAAGAAGACUCGUCGUCGUGUUGCUUCCAUGGCACAACGAAGAGCUGCGAAUAUUCGAGAGCGUCGCAGAAUGUUCAACUUGAACGAGGCUUUUGAUAAACUUCGCAGAAAAGUUCCAACGUUCGCUUAUGAAAAGCGAUUGUCGCGAAUUGAAACUUUGCGAUUGGCUAUCACGUACAUUAGUUUCAUGACGGAGCUCUUAACGGGUCAACCAGCUCAUACGCAAACGAGAUCUGCGGAUAUUUAUUCCAACAUGCAUCACACUCACGCUCAUUUGCCACAGAUUCCGAGAGAUUAUGGGAUACCUCCGUAUAACAAUCAUGCGAUCUAA
Molecule: messenger RNA, 563 nt
Organism: Culicoides brevitarsis
Lineage: Eukaryota; Metazoa; Arthropoda; Insecta; Diptera; Ceratopogonidae
Gene: Fer3
Product: protein Fer3
Exons: 2
Coding region: 27-563 (178 amino acids)
Biological process (GO): regulation of transcription by RNA polymerase II; developmental process
Molecular function (GO): protein dimerization activity; RNA polymerase II transcription regulatory region sequence-specific DNA binding; DNA-binding transcription factor activity, RNA polymerase II-specific
Source: RefSeq, a predicted model, not a curated record